GCAAACAAGACAAUCCUUUACGCUGCUCAAAAGAAGGCUACCUCCACUUUGGCAAAGAAGGCUUGCCAACGUAACUUUACUUUGGCUUUGAACGAUGCCAAGAAACCAGAUUAUGUCCCAGGAGAAUAUGACAAUAUUAAAUUGGUAUCUGCUGAACGUCCAGGUCCAAAGAGCAAAGAACUUGUUGAGAGAAUGAACAAAAUUCAGGAUAUGAGAACUGCUCACUUUGUUGCUAACUUUGAAAAGAGCAAGGGUAACUUUGUUGUUGAUGCUGAUGACAAUGUUAUUUUGGAUACUUUCACUCAAAUUUCUGCUCUCCCUCUCGGUUACAACCAUCCAUAUCUCAUUGAAAAAUUCCAAACUGAUUCCAGAUAUGCUACCAGCUUCUUGAAUAGACCAAGUUUGGGUAUCAAUCCACCACACAAUUAUAUUGACAUUCUUAAUGAAUCAUUUGUUAGAGUUAUGCCAAAGGGUAUGACUGAUGUUGUUACAUUGUCAUCAGGAGCUGAAGCUAACGAAAAUGCUUACAAGACUGCUUUCUGUAGAUAUCGUCAAUUGCAAAGAGGUGGCAAGUCACCAUCCCAACAAGAAAUGGACUCUUCUGUUCUCAACAAUGCUCCAGGUACACCAAACUUGUCAAUUUUGUCCUUCAAAGCAUCAUUCCACGGUAGAACUCUUGGAUCUCUUACUGCCACCCACAGCAAGGCUAUUCACAAAGUUGAUUUCCCAUCUUUCAACUGGCCAGUUUGUGACUUCCCUCAAUUGAAAUAUCCAUUGAGUGAACAUGAAGUUGAAAAUAAGAAGGAAAUGGACAGAUGUUUGGAAGAAGUUGAAAAGACUAUCAAACUCUCCCACUCAACCAACUCACCUUGGGGUGAUGUUGCUGGUUUGGUUGUUGAACCUAUCCAAUCCGAAGGUGGUGACAGACAUGCUUUGCCAUAUUUCUUCAGAGAAUUGAGAAGAAUUACUAAGGAAAAUAAUGUUGCCUUUAUUUGUGACGAAGUUCAAACUGGUGUCUGUGCUACUGGUACUUUCUGGGCUCAUGAACAAUGGGGUUUGGGUGAAAAUGGUCCUGAUAUCGUCUGUUUCUCCAAAAAGUGUCAAACUGCUGGUAUUUUCCAUCGUCCAGAAUUCAAGAUUGACAUGCCAUACAGAAUUUUCAAUACUUGGCUUGGUGAUUACACCCGUGCUAUCCAAUUUGGUCAUGUUAUUGAUGUUAUUGAAAAAGAUAAUCUCUUGUCAUUGGUCAAUGAAACUGGUGCUUACAUGAUGAAGCAUUUGCAAGAAUUGUCUCAAAGAUAUCCAGGAAAGAUUGAUAAUGUUAGAGGUGUUGGUACUUUCAUUGCUUUCGAUUCUAACAAGCAAGGAGAAUUAUUGAAACAAAUGCUCCACAGAGGUGUCGAAGCUGGUGCUUGUGGUUCAAACACCAUUCGUCUCAGACCAAUGUUAGUCUUCCACCAAUAUCAUGCUAAUAUCUUCCUCCAAACUUUGAAUGAAGUUUUGAAAAAUCUCUAAUUAAAAGAAUUAAUUUAUUUCU
Molecule: messenger RNA, 1537 nt
Organism: Naegleria gruberi
Lineage: Eukaryota; Heterolobosea; Eutetramitea; Acrasida; Naegleriidae
Product: 4-aminobutyrate aminotransferase
Exons: 4
Coding region: 193-1515 (440 amino acids)
Biological process (GO): GABA catabolic process
Cellular component (GO): mitochondrion
Molecular function (GO): pyridoxal phosphate binding
Source: RefSeq, a predicted model, not a curated record